AUGGCUAAAGGCGCAGUGGCUAAACUGAAGUUUAACUCACCUAUAAUAUCUACUUCCGAUCAGCUGAUAUCAACAAACGAGCUAUUAGAUCGUUUGAAAGCUUUGCAUGAGGAAUUGGCUUCUUUGGAUCAGGACAAUACAGAUUUAACGGGGUUGGAUAAAUAUAGAGACGCCCUAGUUAGCAGAAAAUUAUUAAAACAUAAAGACGUGGGGAUCCGCGCCUUUACUGCUUGUUGCCUUAGCGAUAUCCUGAGGUUAUAUGCCCCAGAUGCGCCUUAUACGGAUGCUCAGCUAACAGACAUUUUCAAGCUUGUACUCUCACAAUUCGAACAAUUGGGUGAUCAAGAAAACGGCUAUCAUAUUCAACAGACUUAUUUGAUCACUAAGCUACUAGAAUACAGAUCAAUUGUAUUAUUAGCCGAUUUACCUAGUUCAAACAAUUUGCUUAUCGAGCUGUUUCAUAUUUUUUACGAUCCUAAUAAGAGCUUCCCUGCAAGGCUCUUCAAUGUAAUAGGCGGUAUACUCGGCGAAGUCAUCUCUGAGUUCGAUUCUGUUCCAUUAGAAGUACUAAGAUUGAUCUUCAAUAAGUUUUUGACCUAUAACCCAAAUGAAAUUCCUGAAGGUUUGAAUGUUACUUCUGACUGUGGCUACGAAGCUAGCCUAAUUUUAUGUGAUGCUUAUUCCAAUAGAAUGAGUAGACAUUUAACUAAAUAUUAUUCAGAGAUUAUUCAUGAAGUAACUAAUGAUGAUAAUACUUCCAGACUACUCACUACGAUCGUGAAACUACAUAAACUGAUAUUAAGGCUUUGGGAAACGGUCCCCGAAUUGAUCAACGCGGUAAUCGGAUUUGUAUAUCAUGAAUUAUCUUCAGAUAACGAGCUAUUCAGAAAAGAAGCUACAAAACUAAUUGGUCAAAUACUUACCUCAUAUUCGGAUUUGAAUUUUGUCUCUACACAUUCCGAUACAUUCAAGGCAUGGAUUUCCAAAAUUGCUGAUAUUAGUCCCGAUGUUAGAGUGCAAUGGACAGAGUCAAUUCCUGAGAUUAUUACUACAAGAGAUGACAUAUCCAAAGAACUGAAUCAAGCACUGGCAAAAACAUUCAUUGAUUCUGAUCCUCGUGUACGUAGGACUUCCGUUAUGAUCUUCAAUAAGGUCUCCACUAAUGAAAUUUGGAAGAAUAUAACCAAUAAAGCCAUUUAUACAUCUUUACUACAUUUGGCCCGAGAAAAACACAAGGAGGUUAGAGAACUCUGCAUUAACACUAUGGCAAAAUUUUACUCAAAUUCAUUGAACGAGGUCGAAAGAACUUACCAAAAUAAAGAAAUCUGGGAAAUCAUAGAUACCAUACCAACUACUUUAUACAAUCUCUAUUAUAUCAAUGAUUUAAACAUUAAUGAGCAAGUCGACAACGUUAUUUUUGAAUAUCUACUACCAUUUGAACCAGAUAACGACAAAAGAGUUCAUAGGCUACUGACGGUUUUGUCACAUUUUGAUAAAAAGGCAUUUACUUCAUUCUUCGCUUUUAAUGCAAGACAAGUCAAAAUAUCCUUUGCCAUAUCCAAAUAUAUCGAAUUUAGCAAAUUUUUAAACAAUCAAGAAAGUAUGAACUCGCCUCAGGGUCCUCUGAUAAUCAACAAGUACAAUCAAACUCUUCAGUGGUUAGCUUCUGGUCUUUCUGACUCUACGAAGGCAAUAGACGCCCUUGAAACUAUAAAACAGUUCAACGACGAAAGGAUUUUCUAUUUAUUAAACACAUGUAUCACCAACGAUAUUCCGUUUCUCACUUUAAAAAAUUGUUUCAAUGAAUUAGUCGGUAAGUUACAAACACCAGGACUGUUUAAGAAGUAUAAUAUAUCUACUGGUGCUUCCAUUAUUCCACGUGAUAUCGCCAAGGUAAUACAAAUUUUGCUUUUCAGGGCUUCACCAAUAAUUUAUAAUGUAUCCAACAUCAACGUUUUAUUGAACUUGUCCAAUAACUCUGAUGCAAAGCAAUUGGAUAUGAAAAGAAGAAUCUUAGAUGAUAUAUCGAAAGUCAAUCCCACUUUAUUCAAAGAUCAGAUUAGAACACUAAAGGCCAUCAUCAAGAACCUGGAUGAUCCAGACGCAGAAAACCAUGAUAACUUGACAUUAGAAGAAGCUUUAAAAACACUGUACAAGGCUUCCAAAACCCUAAAGGAUCAGGUCGAUUUUGAAGAUACGUUUUUCUUCACCAAAUUAUACGAUUUUGCGGUUGAGGGUAAACCAGAAAUAACUAAAUACUCUACAAAACUUAUUGCUUUAUCACCCAGGGCCGAAGAAACUUUGAAAAAGAUAAAAAUACGUAUCCUACCCUUAGAUUUGCAAAAAGACAAAUAUUUUACAUCCCAUAUUAUUGUGCUCAUGGAAAUAUUCAAAAAGUUUCCUCAUAUCCUAAAUGAUGAUUCCACCGAUAUCAUAUCAUACCUAAUUAAAGAAGUUUUAUUAUCGAACCAAGUCGUUGGUGAUUCAAAAAAAGAAGUUGACUGGAUAGAAGAUUCCUUAUUAAGUGAGACAAAAUACUCAGCAAUAAGUAACAAAGUAUUCACUUUAAAGUUGUUUACUAACAAAUUAAGGUCAAUCGCCCCGGAUGUUCCCAGAGAUGAAUUGGCGGAAAGUUUCACCGAAAAAACUAUGAAAUUAUUCUUCUAUUUGAUUGCGAGUGGGGGUGAGCUAAUUUCUGAAUUUAAUAAGGAGUUUUAUCCCACCCCAAGUAAUUAUCAAACAAAAUUGAGGUGUGUGGCAGGAAUACAGGUCUUGAAGUUGGCCAGGAUUUCUAAUUUGAACAACUUUAUCAAACCUUCGGAUAUUAUUAAACUGAUUAAUCUGGUAGAAGAUGAAUCGCUGCCAGUAAGGAAAACUUUCUUAGAGCAAUUAAAGGAUUAUGUGGCUAAUGAACUGAUUUCCAUCAAAUUUCUACCAUUAGUCUUUUUUACUGCCUAUGAACCAGAUAUCGAAUUAAAAACCACAACGAAGAUAUGGAUAAACUUUACAUUUGGCUUAAAAUCAUUUAAGAAGGGAACGAUAUUCGAAAGAGCAUUACCAAGGUUGAUACAUGCGAUUGCACACCAUCCUGAUAUAGUAGAAGGUUUAGAUUCUGAGGAAGAUGUAUAUCUGAAUGCUUUAACUACUGCAAUUGAUUAUUUGUUAUUUUAUUUUGAUUCUAUUGCUGCUCAAGAAAACUUUAGUUUGCUUUAUUAUUUAUCAGAAAGGGUAAAAAACUAUCAAGAUAAGCUAGUUGAGGCUGAAAACGAUGAAGAGGAAGAACUGCAAAAAGAAGAAAAGCCAAAGAAACAUGGACCUUACGGUCAGAAAAUGUAUAUCAUAGGAGAAUUAUCGCAAAUGAUUCUAUUGAAUUUGAAAGAAAAGAAAAAUUGGCAACAUUCAGCAUAUCCAGGUAAAUUAAACUUACCAUCGGAUUUGUUUAAACCUUUUGCAACUGUUCAGGAGGCGCAGUUAUCUUUCAAGACAUACAUACCAGAGGGCGUGACUGAAAAAAUACAGAAUAAUAUAAGAGCUAAAAUAGGACGGAUCCUUCAUACAUCACAAACUCAAAGGCAAAGGCUUCAAAAGAGGUUAUUAGCCCACGAAAACAAUGAAUCACAAAAGAAGAAGAAGAGAGUUCAUCAUGUGAGACCACAGGCCCACCAUGAAGAAAGUGAUGAAGAUGGAGAAUUGGAUAGUGACGAUGACAGUUAUUUACCUCCCAACAAAAAUGGAAACAGGAAAGGACAUGAGAACGUUGUGAUGAAGAAAUUGAGGGUUAGGAAAGAAGUUGAUUACAAAGAUGAUGAAGAAGAAGAUGAUAUCGAGAUGAUUUAG
This is a messenger RNA of Saccharomyces paradoxus, 3837 nucleotides long. It is a transcript of the gene PDS5, whose product is annotated as sister chromatid cohesion factor PDS5. NCBI's taxonomy places the organism in Eukaryota, Fungi, Ascomycota, Saccharomycetes, Saccharomycetales, Saccharomycetaceae. Bases 1 to 3837 code for a protein of 1278 amino acids. The record is from RefSeq and is a predicted model, not a curated record. Gene Ontology annotation, cellular component: chromatin; nucleus. Gene Ontology annotation, biological process: DNA repair; mitotic sister chromatid cohesion. The transcript has a single exon.